GUUCAAUAAUGAACUGCGCUGCAGUUGCCAAGGGAAUGUCCAUUCGAUUAUACAAACUCAGGCCACAAAUGCAACAGCUUAUGAUAUUAGUCCUCGCGGCUAUCACUAUCUGCUGGCCUGCUGGCCGCGUCUCAGGCCAGACGCCGCAGACCUGCUGGGUGUCGGUGGCGGAGAACGUCACCGGGCUAACCGGCAUCGAGUACACACGCCCCGCCCGCGCCACAGAGGCGGGUGGCGGCGAGCUGGUGUUGCUAUCCCUGCGGCAGUCGCUGGUGGCUUACUCGGUGGCGCAGGGGCGGGUGGCGUGGCGGUUUGCCUGGCAGCCGCUGACGGAGGUGAUGGCGGACGGCGACGUCUUCAGCUACCCCAUACGGCAGGACGGCGCUUGUCCCCUCGCACUGGAUGAGUCGGCGGGUUUGGUGUACCUGGGUGCGGGUGACCGUGUGCUGUAUGCGCUGGAGCUGGCCACGGGCCGCCAGCGCUGGUCGUGGCGCUCCAGCCAGGCGUUUGAGAGUGUGGUGUGCGGCGGCGGCCGUGUGCUGGCGUCCACGGAGGACUACCGGCAGGUGGGCCUGGACGGCGCCAGCGGGCAGCUGGUCUGGCAGCUGCAGUUCAGGAGGCUGUCGUCGCCGCAGACGGGAGUGUUUGAAGGCGUGCUGGUGCGGCCGGAGCAGAGCGGGAGCCUAUGGGGAAUAAACUCUACUUCAGGACAGGUGAUGUGGUUGAAGGCGCCGCUGCGGAGGGUGCCAAUAGUCAACUUCUUUGACGCCAUGCCGUACGACCCCGACACCGGGCUGUUCUUCGUGUCGGAUGACGCGGGCUGGCUGUACGCGCUGCAGCUGCGGACCGGUGCGGUGGCCUGGGAGGCGGACGUGGCCAGCCAACAGUCCAGCAAGCGCUUGAGUAAUGUUGCCGCUGCUAAUGGGCGCGUGUUCGCGCUCUCCAGCGUCAAGCCUCCGGGGGAGCCGGGGCCGAGUGCCCAUGCAGUCGCAUUCAACGCCAGUACAGGGGCGGUGCUGUGGGAGCAGUCGGGGCUGGGCUCGUGCGGUCCUGGCGGCAUGCAGGUGCUGCCGCAGCGGGGUGCCGUGCUGCUGGGCCUGACCAGCUCGUGGGGAGGAGCCACCUGGCCCAUACAGUACACUGCAGCGGACGAAGCCACUGGAGCCACCCUGUGGACCCUGCCCAUGGGCGGCCGCUUCUGCGCCUCGACGCCCCAGUACCUGCCUGGUUCGGACCUGCUGCUGCUCGCCGCCCUGUCAGAGGACCGCAGAUCACUGGAGCUCACGACUGUGCCCGCGGCCCUGGGCCGCACCUGCCCGCAGCGGCCCGCAGAGCAGGACACGGAUGCUGGCGCUUCGACACCCCCAUCGCCGCCUCUGAUGCCGCCCGCGCCGCCGCCACCGCCGCCUAAAGGGCCUGCCGACUACUGCUGGCGUGCCCAGCUGUCUCAGCUGCCCCUAGCUGACCCCGCCACUGACGGCGGGCGCGUGUACGCACAGGAUAACAGAGGCAUGGCCAUUGCGGUGGACGUGCGCACUGGCGCUGCGGCGUGGAAGUCUGCUGCGUGCGGCCUGGACGCCUUCUGGCCCGGGUCCCCGCUGGUGUCGGGCGGCGUGGUGUACUUGAUCUGUGCAACCUCGCGCGUGCUCGCGCUCAACGCCACUACCGGCCGGCUGCUGUGGCGCACCCGGCCUAUCUGUCAGAUGCCCCACGUCAAGCCCGACCGCACCUGCACACCCUUCGGCUCGUACGGCCAUCCGGACAUCUCACACCGUCUGGGUCUGGUGUACUUUGGCGGACCAGACCGCUCCUACUACGCCUUUAACAUCACUACAGGCGAGGAGGUUUGGAACUACUACGAGGACAACACGCUAGCGACCUACGGCUCCUCUGUGGGGCUGCUGGACGGGCUGCUGUAUGCCGUGGCUAUCGCGGACAAUGAGGUCGACAUGAAGCUGUUGGCGCUCAACGCGACAGACGGCAUGUUGGUGUGGUCGCGGCUAGCGAGCGGAGCAACCCGUGACAACGGUGUGCUGCAGUUCGUGAAUGGCACUCUGGCUGUGGGCACCUCGGGCGGCGAGCUGCGGCUGUUCAGUGUGGGGCUGGAGGGCGGUGACAUGGUCUGGAGCAUGCCCGCCACUAGCAGUCCUAUUAGCGGUGUGGAGCGGCAUGGCGACACGCUGUAUUUUGGCGAUGGAGACGGCUGGGUUCGGGCCGUGUCCAUCUCCCGCACCGCCUUGUUGUGGGAGGUGUCGACAAUGGACUUGCCGGAGCUUGAGGGAUUGCCUGUGCCGAUCAACGUCAUACAGCCACGGCCCGUGUACUCCCAAGGCCGGCUGUACGUAACGUGUGUGGCUGGACUGCUGGUGAUGGAUGCGGCCACGGGCAAGGUGCUGUGGGCGGACCUCAGUCAGCGCAGUCUGGCGUCCCCCCUGGUCAUUGAGCGGCCUGAGGGGGCGCAGGUAGUGAUUGGGCAGUACCUCGAUAAACUGGUCUCACUAUCUCCCAACUGCAACGCUGCUGGCCGCGGUGCGACAACCCUCACGUUCCUCAACUCGCCUCCACCACCUCCGCGGCCGUCGCCGCCUUCACCGCCGUUGUCUCCUCCAUCUCCUCUCACCAUGGACCCACCUCCUCCCACUCCACCGCCAGCUUCCUUUCCAACACCCGCCACCUCUUCUCCUGCACCAGUCCCCAGCCUUGCCCCCGCCGUAAACGCCACGACGUGCCCCGUGUGCCCCCUACCAGCGGCCAAGUGCAAUGCUGUUCCCUCUCCGAACGGCAACUCGAACCGCCUGCGUGUGUCCCUCGGCCUGAGCGGUGUCUCUGCCAAGGCCCUCAAGGCGGACAGCAAGGCACAGGCCGGGCUGGCAGCCGCGGUGGAUAAGGUGGCAGGUGGCAGUGGGGUGCGUGUGGAGGUGGAGUCUGUGUCUCCACCUGGCGGCGGCAGUAGCGGUGCGUUGGCGGUAGUGCGGCUGCGUGUGGAGGUGCAGGGCGGCAGUGGGCGUGUUGCAGACGUGGUUGGGGCUCUGGAGGCGUCGAUGCUGGAGGGCAGAGGCAGCAGUGUGGGGGGUAGCUCCAACUCCAAGGUGCCUGUGUCGACCAUGCAGGCGGCACUUGCAGUGGCGGCGGUUGGCGGCAGGGGGCAGCAGCAGGCACUAGCAGCUGCACGCGUGCGCACACUUGUGGUAGUGCGUGACGAAUAGUGCUAGAUAUGGGUGCUUGAGGUGAUGGACUGGCCGCUGAAGUGGGUUCGGGAGCUAGUAUGCGUUACGGUACACUGCUCCCACGAAGAAAGCAAGGUCUUGAUGUGUACGGCAUGCAUGCAAAAGGUAUGACAAAAUGCGGUCCCCUGGGGAUGUGUAAUUCAUAUGCUGACGCUUAGUAGCGGGCCGUGUGCUAGUUUUGCAGACGCGAGGCUGAUGGAGGUUCAUGGUGAGUUGCAGCAAGCGUGUGUGUUGCUUGCAGGCGUGUUGCGGCUCGGGGGGGCUUCCGUGCACAAGUCAUGAGGGCCGUGUUUCGAGUUGUUACUUGUUGUCUUAGCUGCUCAAAGGAUACGGUGAUGGCGCACUGCACACCUGCGGCCCUGGUCCCGGGGUCCAGUGUAGCUGUCAGCUCGUAGCGCUUGCUGUACACGCGCAGGAGCCCA
Molecule: messenger RNA, 3649 nt
Organism: Chlamydomonas reinhardtii
Lineage: Eukaryota; Viridiplantae; Chlorophyta; Chlorophyceae; Chlamydomonadales; Chlamydomonadaceae
Exons: 23
Coding region: 69-3206 (1045 amino acids)
Molecular function (GO): protein binding
Source: RefSeq, a predicted model, not a curated record